This is a messenger RNA of Ricinus communis (castor bean), 1116 nucleotides long. RefSeq names its product oleoyl-acyl carrier protein thioesterase 1, chloroplastic. Gene Ontology annotation, molecular function: fatty acyl-[ACP] hydrolase activity; acyl carrier activity. The transcript has 7 exons. Gene Ontology annotation, biological process: fatty acid biosynthetic process. The coding region runs from base 1 to 1116 and encodes 371 amino acids. The record is from RefSeq and is marked provisional. NCBI's taxonomy places the organism in Eukaryota, Viridiplantae, Streptophyta, Magnoliopsida, Malpighiales, Euphorbiaceae.
AUGUUAAAAGUACCUUGUUGUAAUGCUACAGACCCAAUUCAAUCCCUAUCUUCCCAAUGCAGAUUCCUAACCCAUUUCAAUAACAGACCUUAUUUCACUCGCCGCCCAUCAAUCCCUACCUUUUUCAGUUCAAAGAAUUCAAGUGCUUCUCUUCAGGCUGUUGUGUCUGAUAUUAGCAGUGUUGAAUCUGCUGCUUGUGACAGUUUGGCGAAUCGGCUUCGUUUAGGGAAGUUAACUGAGGAUGGGUUCUCUUAUAAAGAGAAAUUUAUUGUUAGGAGUUAUGAGGUUGGGAUUAAUAAAACUGCUACUGUUGAAACUAUUGCUAAUCUACUGCAGGAGGUUGGAUGUAAUCAUGCUCAGAGUGUUGGAUUUUCAACCGAUGGAUUUGCCACAACCACCAGCAUGAGGAAGAUGCAUCUGAUAUGGGUAACUGCUCGCAUGCAUAUCGAAAUAUACAAAUAUCCUGCCUGGAGCGAUGUAGUUGAAGUAGAAACAUGGUGCCAAAGUGAAGGAAGAAUUGGAACCAGACGUGAUUGGAUUUUGACAGAUUAUGCCACUGGUCAAAUUAUAGGGAGAGCCACAAGCAAGUGGGUGAUGAUGAACCAAGACACUAGACGGCUUCAGAAAGUCACUGAUGAUGUCCGAGAAGAGUACUUAGUUUUCUGCCCAAGAGAACUUAGAUUGGCAUUUCCAGAGGAAAACAAUCGCAGCUCGAAGAAAAUUUCAAAACUAGAAGAUCCUGCUCAAUAUUCCAAGCUAGGACUAGUGCCUAGAAGAGCAGAUCUGGACAUGAAUCAACAUGUUAAUAACGUCACCUACAUAGGUUGGGUUCUAGAGAGCAUACCUCAAGAAAUAAUUGACACACACGAACUACAAACAAUCACUUUGGAUUACAGAAGGGAAUGUCAACAUGAUGAUAUUGUUGAUUCCCUCACAAGUGUGGAACCUUCUGAGAAUUUAGAAGCUGUUUCAGAGCUUCGAGGGACAAAUGGAUCUGCCACUACAACGGCUGGUGAUGAAGACUGCCGUAACUUUCUACAUCUACUCAGGUUGUCAGGUGAUGGGCUUGAAAUAAACCGUGGCCGCACUGAAUGGAGAAAGAAAUCUGCGAGAUGA